Penicillium argentinense is the source of this 1281-nucleotide messenger RNA. RefSeq names its product ankyrin. The coding region runs from base 1 to 1281 and encodes 426 amino acids. Lineage: Eukaryota; Fungi; Ascomycota; Eurotiomycetes; Eurotiales; Aspergillaceae. Gene Ontology annotation, molecular function: protein binding. The transcript has a single exon. The record is from RefSeq and is a predicted model, not a curated record.
AUGCCGUUGGAUACUUUGCCCCCUGAGCUUCUGCUUAUGAUCUUCGAGCGCUGUGGCAAGUACAGCACCCUGGCCCGCGCCGCUCGUGUGAACAAGAAAUUAUACGCCCCCGCAACUUCCGUCCUGUACACGUUAGAAACCACGGUGGGCUGCGACGCGAUUGUGCAUGCCGCUAGCAAAGGACACCUCCACGUUGCGGAGAUGUUGUUGAGCAAGAAGGACCGAAUGGACCCCGACAUUUGCCGUGAUCGUCUCCAGUACAACAUGAACCGUGCUUUGCUGAAGGCUGUCCACAAAGGACACAAGGAGAUGGUCCAGCUGCUUGUCGAUCAUAAGGCGGCGCCAGACGAGGCCUGCGAUAAAAACAAGAUCAGUGCGCUUUACUGGCUUGUGAGAUGCUUGGAGACUCCUCGUUUCAUUCCUUUCCCGGAUCUCAGGCAACCAACCGCCGAAAAUCAAGCCGCCUUCCGCACCCGAAUUUAUGAGAUUCUCGAAAUACUGCUGAAGGCCGGUGCCAACCCGGACCCCCGAACUCCAACCGCACGGACUCCCUUGCACAUGGCAGCCAAGAUCAACGAGAUCGAGCUCGCCACUCUUUUGAUCAAAUGGAAAGCCAGUGUCAAUGUCCGUGAGCAGUACGUGUGGACUCCCCUCCAUUAUGCUGCCAGACUCGAUCGAAUUGACAUGGCUGCUCUAUUCCUGAAAGAGGGAGCCGAUAUCGAUGCCCAGGAGCACCGAGGCUACACCCCCCUGAUGCAGGCUAUCAUGGUCCAAUCAAAUGACCUCGUUCAGUUCUUGUUGCGGCAUAAGGCUGAUGUCAACAGGCAAGCCUUUACUCGGGAGAGACCCCUGACAUUCGCCCUUCGAAACCACGAUGAGUAUCUGGUUUCUCUCUUGUUGAGCCAUGGAGCAACUCCGAACUUCAAGGGUGAUGCGAUCCAAAAUCCCCUCCACUUCGCCUCAAGCAGUCAAGAUCAUGGAAUCGUGCGCAGCUUGCUGGAAUAUGGUGCCACGCUCGAAGGGCUGGAUAGGGACGGUGUUACUACUCUCCAGCUUGCGGUUAACCUGGAAGACAAGGGGAUGAUGCACUACAUUUUGUGCAAUGACCCCGACCCCGAAUGCCCUCGAACCUUCAUGUACUUGCCGCUGGAGGAGUAUCACACGCAGCCCGCGUUUGAUCUCCUCUGGUGGAAGGGGGUUGAUGGUGGAAGAGUGGCCGAAAUCGCCCAGGCCACGCAUGUUGCGCAAGCCGCGGAUGGCCUGGAAGGCCUCCACCUGUAG